UUGCAUCCACUGGAAUUGCCAAAAACAUCAUUGCACCAUUAGAAGUUUUCCUGACUCGGAUUGACUCUUGAAGGAUAUUACCCAUAUAACAGCUACAUAUUUCAAUCAAAAUUAUUUGGCUGUAGGUUUUUUUUUUCAUCCGACCUGGGGGGUGUGUGAAUUCCUUCAGUUUCACACCUCUCCCGAGCCUGUUCUCCCAUAGACCGCGCUGCACCAUGGCGCUCAGCUGCGCGCAGUUCAGCGGCUUCGCGGUGAGCUGCAUCGGGUGGGUCGGCAUCAUUAUCGCGACGGCCACCAACGACUGGGUCGUGACCUGCAAGUACGGCAUGAACACCUGCAAGAAGAUGGACGAGCUUGGCGCCAAAGGCUUGUGGGCUGACUGCGUCAUCUCCACGGCGCUGUACCACUGCAUAGCUUUAAAUCAGAUCCUCACCUUGCCAGCCUACAUCCAGACGUCCCGCGCACUGAUGAUCACCGCCUCCAUCCUCGGGCUGCCCGCCAUGGCGCUGGUGUUGAUGGCCAUGCCGUGCAUCAACCUGGGCAAUGAACACGACAGCGCCAAGCACAGGCGCUCCGUGCUGGGAGGCGUUCUGCUCCUCAUAAUGGCGGUGUGCGGGAUCGUGUCGACGGUCUGGUUCCCCAUCGGCGUGCACCACGAGCAGGGGCUGAUGUCCUUCGGCUUCUCGCUCUACGCGGGCUGGGUCGGCUCCGCCCUCUGCCUCCUGGGGGGGUCGGUGAUCUGCUGCUGCUCCCCCGACCCCCCCGCCCAGUACGCAGAGAACCGCUUCUACUACUCCAAGCAAGGGGGCGGCAACCUCAGCCCCCCUGUCUCCGCCAACCACGCUAAGAGCGCCCACGUCUGA
This is a messenger RNA of Megalops cyprinoides (Indo-Pacific tarpon), 863 nucleotides long. RefSeq names its product claudin-11-like. The coding region runs from base 216 to 863 and encodes 215 amino acids. The record is from RefSeq and is a predicted model, not a curated record. Gene Ontology annotation, cellular component: bicellular tight junction; plasma membrane. Lineage: Eukaryota; Metazoa; Chordata; Actinopteri; Elopiformes; Megalopidae. Gene Ontology annotation, biological process: bicellular tight junction assembly; cell adhesion. Gene Ontology annotation, molecular function: structural molecule activity. The transcript is spliced from 3 exons.